Coffea arabica (coffee) is the source of this 1363-nucleotide messenger RNA. RefSeq lists its product as uncharacterized. Lineage: Eukaryota; Viridiplantae; Streptophyta; Magnoliopsida; Gentianales; Rubiaceae. The record is from RefSeq and is a predicted model, not a curated record. Gene Ontology annotation, cellular component: RNA polymerase III complex. Gene Ontology annotation, biological process: tRNA transcription by RNA polymerase III. Gene Ontology annotation, molecular function: DNA binding.
AAGGCCCUAAGCCUUAUAUAAAAAACUUAAAAUUCAUAUUUUAGUUGCAUUGAUCUUGAUAAAGCAUUUUGGGCCUAAAAUCCUAAGGCCCUAAGCCUCCGUGACUGACCAUCCUCUAGUAUUCACACUAUUUUUUGCAGGACGCCUAAAACCUCCACGUUCUCCUUUUUCUCAGCCUCCACAACCGCUCUUUUAGUUUCAGCUUGCCGUGUAUCCCAAACUACAUUCAACUCCGCAGUACAUAAAGAGUUCACCAACAAUAACGUGACUGCUCCUAACUUUUUUGAUCAUCUGAUUAUUGAUUUUGUCAUGGAUCCAGACUCUUUAGCAACCACGGCCACCAAUGCACCUAGGAAGGUGAGGUUUGCACCAAAAGUUCCUCCACGCAGAGACCAAAAGACUGUCGUCACCAAAGUUGAGAAGGUUGAAGAUGCCGUUGAUGCUGCUCAGGCUGAGGAACUAUUACGCCGGCUUAAUGUAUUUGUGCUCUCCCAUCACAGUUGUUUGAUUCUUCAUGCUGGACCGGCACAUGUGGCAUUUGGCUAUGGAGGCUCAUCACCUUCAAUGAGGUCAUAUGGUGCUCCCAAGGGUGUAAGCACACAUCAUAGUUCAUAUCCUAAUGCUGGAGGUGCUAUGCGUAGGGUGCAGAAAGAAUACAAAGAACCAUGGGAUUAUUAUACCAAUUAUCCUGUAACACUUCCUUUAAGGAGACCAUACUCGGGGGAUCCAGAACAUCUUGAUCAAGAGGAAUUUGAUGAGGCCUCAGAAAGCUUGAACUAUGAUGAAUGCUCCACAAAUGCUGCUGUAGAGCUUGGUCUAACGGAAGGAAAGGAAACCAUGUUGUUUCUUCAAUUACCUGCAAGCAUGCCUAUGAUAAAGCAAUUGCCUAAUACGGCUGGCAGUGAGAUGGCAGAUACUUCUAAACCAACAAAGAGUGGAGAACUUUUGCAGAAGUCCUGUAGUUUGGAUGAGUUGCCAGCAGGAUUUAUGGGUAAAAUUUUAGUUUACAGGAGUGGCGCUGUCAAGCUGAAGCUUGGUGACAACCUUUAUGAUGUUUCGGUAGGUUUGGAUUGUGUAUUUGCACAAGAUGUUGUUGCCAUUAACGAUGAAGAAAAGCAUUGUUGUACUGUGGGGGAGCUCGAUAAGCGCGUCAUCAUAACCCCAGAUGUGGACUCGAUGUUAGAUGGAAUGGCUGACUUGUAGUAUAUGCACUUGUUAAGCCAUGUUCUUUUGCAGAGCAAUUUAUUUCAUCCUUUAAAAUGGAUUUGUUGCGGUCAGAACAUCCAUUCAUGAUGUAAAACAAACAAACAAAUUUCAGAAUUAUUUUUACACAAGGAAAUGAAUAAUCACAAAUUGUCAGAAU